UUUUUCUCCUGCGCAAACGGAGGACCAUUUCCACCUCACGCCUGGCGCAACUACCUUUCCCCAGCGUUGAACAUCAGUUUAAAGUCAUACUUCUGUUACACGCGAGCUUGCAGCGCCCAUAACGCCACAACGGCUACGCGCAAUAACCGCUUAUUGUUACAACCGGGCUGAAGAACCUCCGCUCUCCUCCGCGGAAAGUGGCAACAACAACUUUCUCACCACUCUUCUCCACCCAACACCAACACCGCUAGACCUCUACGCGAAUCAUCCCACCACAAUGUCCGAACCAGGCCCAGAGUCCGUUCCCACGAGCGCUGACCCGCGCAGCAAACGCCCCGUCAAGCGUCGCGCGAUCACGCCUCACCUCGAGCAAGCCACACAAAUCAGCUCCCUCUUCCGCGACCCCGCCAAAGACAUCCGUCUUCCCGGUCCAUCCAGGGAACGGACCGCGGGGUCGAUGCCCGCCCCGCCGGAGAUUGUCGCGAACGUGCAGGGGUCCUCGGCCGGUGCGGGAUCCGGCGAGUUCCACGUUUACAAAGCGAGUCGCAGGAGGGAGUACGAGCGGCUGCGGUUAAUGCAGGGAGAGGUCGACAGGGAGAAGGGGGAUGAGGAGUGGGAGAGGAAGCAGGAGGAGAUUAGGAGGAAGGAUGAGGAGAAGACGGAGAAGAAUCGGAAGAGGAGGGGGAAGAAGAAUGCGGCGCGGAAGAAUAAGAAGGGGCCUGAUGGGGGUAUGGCUGAGCAAUCGGCUAAUGGGGCGUCGGGCCAUGCGCUUGGUGGGAGUAUGGAUGGGGUUCAGAAUACGGGCUCUGAUGAGGUGGAUCGUUCCGUUGAAACACCUGGUGUUAUCAUUCAUGAUGAUUGAGACCUCCUUUCCCCUUCCGAAGAGCUUCCACAGGCAAUAUAUCGCCAGGUCUGGUCGCGAAGUGUGUAAUAUGAAGAUACCCAUGUGAAUUCUUUUAUAGUCUAGAAUACUCAUACAGAACCAAAGAGUAAUCGUUCA
Aspergillus campestris IBT 28561 is the source of this 1000-nucleotide messenger RNA. Its product is annotated as PRKRIP1 family protein. NCBI's taxonomy places the organism in Eukaryota, Fungi, Ascomycota, Eurotiomycetes, Eurotiales, Aspergillaceae. The transcript has a single exon. Gene Ontology annotation, cellular component: nucleolus. Bases 278 to 862 code for a protein of 194 amino acids. Gene Ontology annotation, molecular function: protein kinase binding; protein kinase inhibitor activity; double-stranded RNA binding. The record is from RefSeq and is a predicted model, not a curated record. Gene Ontology annotation, biological process: negative regulation of protein kinase activity.